AUGCUGAUCUCACAGAUCACACAACACAACGGGGGCGGAAGGCAUUGGGUUCGCCACCCUGAUGAAGCAGGGGGUCAGCCUGAUGAUGAAGCCAGAGACAGGAGGAUGGGGGAGAUGAAAGGGGGUGCAAACUACAACUUAGAUGAAGUGGGAGGAGCCCCUGUUGACAAUGAAACAAACAAGGACUGUCCAUCCACAGGAAGUGAGGGACAAGGUGCUGUUGAGCAGCAUCACAGAUGGAAAGGAUGGGAAGGACAAGGAGGAGGAGCAGCAUUGAGGAGGCCCCAGAGCAGGAGCAGUGUCACAGGUGACAUUGUGAGGAUGGUUAUAUAA
This is a messenger RNA of Ustilago hordei, 333 nucleotides long. RefSeq lists its product as uncharacterized. The record is from RefSeq and is a predicted model, not a curated record. The transcript has a single exon. NCBI's taxonomy places the organism in Eukaryota, Fungi, Basidiomycota, Ustilaginomycetes, Ustilaginales, Ustilaginaceae. Bases 1 to 333 code for a protein of 110 amino acids.